AUGAAAAGUAUGAAGGCAGGGGGAUGAAGUACACACCUACUCUUUUAACCGCUACCAAAACUGUUUGUUGCAUCACUUUGGCACCAGACAGAAAUGCUUCAGGACAAACAAUGAGGGUGCCAGCAGGGGACAUGUGAAGACCACCAGGUUUGUUGUGGAGUGGCCGAAUCAAAUGAGGCAAGAUGGAGAGUCAAUUUUGAAGGUGAAGUUAUUGUGUAACUAAGAGAGGCCAAAGGAGUCGACACCCUACAUCAGAAAAGUUAACAAACCAGUGGACCUACAGUGACAGAGUUCACGCGAGUGAUGAGAAAACAUGAAAAAAGAGAAGAGUUAAGUAUUUCAGCUUGUGAGCCAGAGGACAGGGAGAAGGACAAUGGGCUCCACAGGCUCCAGAACGGGUCAGCGUAAAGUAGCUCCAUGUAACAGCCUGCAAGAAGAGGGAACACAUCCCAAACCGCAAUGGACCCUCCCUGCUCUGCCAGUCACAGUGGAGCAGUUGUCAGGAUCUCUGAGGCAGAGGAAGACCACCUUACCUCCACUGAAGCAAGAAAUUGCACUCUCCACACUCUCAGAACCGUGCUUUGCAGAAGGGAUCCCCCCAAAGCAAAGCAACAAUUCAAGCAUCAUACACUCCCAUCCACCCCGAAGACCCCAGGCACUGCAACCACUGGCCCUUCAAAUUGGCCACACAGGCACUGCCAAUCAAAUUGUCAUGGGCCGGGACUGCAGAGGUGGGGAUGUCCACCGGUUUUCUACAACAGGCCAGACAGGAUGCUCUGGCACCGGCAGAAUGAUUCAGGGAGGGUUCCUGGAGGCCCAGACAGCUCUCACUCAGCAGGCUCAUCGGCAUCGGCGAGCUCACCUCCGCCAAGCCAGAGAGCAAAGAAGGCAUAAGGUCGUCUACACAGUUAAUGUUGGAGGUCCAAAUACAGAAGGGAUCCAGAGGCAGAAACUUGUGAGAAGGCCCACAGAGAGGGACAUCUUCUGGGAUGACACCACAGGAGAAAGUCUGGACCCCAGCUGCCUUCUCGACCCAAAAUCUCUGCCCCACCUCUGUGAAGAGAGAGCAGAAAAAAGGAUUCAACAAACCGGACACUGGGGACUGUCUUCAUGGACAAAUGAGAGGGAAAUGGUGAGUGUAGAAGACAGGGGUAAAACACAGAGGAGUGGUUGGAUGGGCCCUGAGUCUGCCAGAAGCUCUCAGACAGGGAGGAUAAGAGCAGCAAUUGGAAUCUGGGACCAUAAACUGGACUGAAGAGUGCAUAGUCAACCAACUUGCGAUAUAAACGUAACUGAGAUGUUCCUGGCAUGGCUGAGUUUAUGGUGCCCUCUACAGGCGAAGGUGAUGCACAAAAGUGAGAAAACUUACUGUCUGGAGCUCAUUCAUUCUCCCCUUGAUAUUGACAGCAAACAUCCAAAAAUACCUCUCAUAUUCAGUUCAAAGGAUUCACAUCAGCCAGCCACCAUGAAGCAGCUGGUCCAGUACUGGGCAUUUUGGGGUUAGCGCAAAAGAAUCCUCAAGUAUCUAAAGAUAUCCCCUUCUCUGAAAAGACAUGCAGCUCUUGAGGAAUAAUUAGACUGAAAACAGGAAGCUGCUAAUUGCACCAUCAUUAUUCAAGUGGUCUCUCUGAGGCCGGCCCUUAGCGUGUUUAGAGAGGCUGAGAGCAACUGGACUCCUACCAAACACCUGAGGCCACAGUGGAGGAUAAAUAAAAAAUAAAAAAUAAGAAGCCUGGUCCUCUGGCACGGUGAGAUAGAUGAACAUUGCUGGGAUCACAUCUCGCCACCGGGGGCUGGACAGGAAAUAAAUUAGUAGCUACUAUCUGGCAGCAGUUCACAAGGACUAUCUCAAAGCAGAAGUAAAAACAGUCUAAUGUGAACUUUAUUGUCCUCUACCACUGGGUGUCAUUAUUGUGCUGAGGGACACAGUGAAGUCCCACAGUCGCGCUGCUUGAACCAGCGCCGUUAACGUUUUGGUAUGAAGGUCCGUUGGUAAGUCAGCCCAACCAUGUGGUAGUUUUUAAAUGACUUGCGACCGUACACACCACUGCUUUACUUUCACAAAUUUAUUUGGGAUGUAAAGAUUACUGUACAAAAGUGAUUAUCCUUUUCCCAUAUGGGUGUAAACAAGAGAAAGAAAAAUGACAAAAGACAUGACAUGAUGAAAUGAAAGUCCCAAAGGUACGAGCUGAAGGCACUGGAGCAGAGCAAAGCAUUAAAACGAGUCCAUCUACUUAGCAAUCCAUUCAAUCAACAAAGCAAAGGCUGCCAGUGAGAGGCCACCGACUGCAGACUUCAGGAGCCAGACUGACCACAUAUUGGGAUACUGAGGAGAUUUAGAGUGGCCCAACUCUUCAAAAAAAAAAAAAAAAUUCUCCUUUUCCAGUUCGCUAGCCACACACACUGGACCUUAAAGCCAAAUCAUCGUGGAGGGGGAGAGCCGAGAGGUCUCGGUGUCUGCCACUCCGUACUGCUACAUAAAAAGAAGGUGAAGGAUGCCGUGUGAGCAAUUGGUUCCAAUUGACAGAGGAUUGGUCAUGGUCAGCCUUCUGAGUGGAAAUCCACGUGAGAAUGUAGCAUUUGGACCAGCAAGGGGCACAAGAGGCCAACAGCAGACAAUGAGGGCACUCAGAGGAGUCUGGCUGCUGUGGAAGAGUGGGGCACAAUCUCCUCCAAGUUAACCCUUCACUGGCUGGUUAUUCAGUCUACUUAAUACACUAAGGUGGAGCUCACUGCAGUCAUGUAACAGAAUCGGUAUGAACAUUUCAAGUAGUAGUAAAGAGUGGGAAACUGGAUGUCCCUCUUCAAAUCAUUUCUUUACUAUUGCAUAUUUAUUAUAAAGUGAGAUGAAGUGAGAUCUAAAUUAACACAGACCAAAAUCAUGUGCUUAAAGUUUUUCAUUAAUUAAGUUAAAGCACCUAUGCAGCUUCAAACGGCGACUUCCAUCCUUGUGACUUUUUCACCAAUUAGGCAGGUCCUGCUGGCUGAAUGGGACCGGCUGCUUUAAAGUCUCAGAGGGGCCAGAGGGUCAGCGCUCAAUCACAGUCCGGUUGGAGAGGCUGUGUGUUUGAACUAGCCACUAGUUGACGGGGCGGGGACGGGGUCAAUAGGGGGGUGUGUGUGUGUGUGUGGGGGGGUGAUUGGUGGAGGGAGCGAAGGACUCCUGCCAGGUCUAAAAGAGGAGCCUUUUGUAGCCAAGACACUGGCCAGACCAGCCUGGCCUUUCACAGCCCGGCCGCCCCUCUCCUCCAGGCCGACAACAGCUGAUGACAAGGCCCCAGCUGCUAAUUAUCCGGCUGAUGGAGAGUCACUGAAGUGGGACUGUCAGAGCGAGGGGUGGCCCUUGUGUCUGCAAAGGGAUAAAUUUGAGGGAGGGUGAGGGCUGGCGGAUGAAAAGAAGUUGCACUACAGGGGCAGUUUUUUUUUUUUUUUUUUUUAAGUGU
Messenger RNA from Acanthopagrus latus (yellowfin seabream), 3443 nucleotides. RefSeq lists its product as uncharacterized. The transcript has 7 exons. Bases 374 to 1255 code for a protein of 293 amino acids. NCBI's taxonomy places the organism in Eukaryota, Metazoa, Chordata, Actinopteri, Spariformes, Sparidae. The record is from RefSeq and is a predicted model, not a curated record.